Molecule: messenger RNA, 1648 nt
Organism: Phragmites australis (common reed)
Lineage: Eukaryota; Viridiplantae; Streptophyta; Magnoliopsida; Poales; Poaceae
Exons: 1
Coding region: 88-1212 (374 amino acids)
Source: RefSeq, a predicted model, not a curated record
CCUGUGCGAGGCCUGAGGCCCCUCCGAAGAUGCGAACCAACACUCUUCUUCAUCUCUCGAGCCUCGCCCCUGCUCCGGCGAGAUCUCAUGCCACUCGUGCUACCCGAUUCUCCCUCCCCGCUGCAGAGAAGCAAGCACCCCGCGAAGCAGAUGAGCGGAACGAAUGCUGCCUCGCACCGGCCGAGCAAGUCGUCGCUACCACCCCACCCUCCGAGACGGUUAGCUCUGAGUCUGACCACCCCCCUCGCGUCGUUGGCUCUGCUCUUGCUCGCCGCCGCCGCCGUAUUCCUCUACUCCCAGACCGCCGUCCGGUCGUACGAGUCGAUUGGAGCGGCUCCGCCCCUGUUCUCCCCGAUGGUGGAGUCCAUAGACGGCUUACGCGCCAUCUGGGAGCUCCCCGCGGCGGCGCCGGCCAGGGCGGUCCUCUUCGUCGCCCACGGCUGCCGCUGCCGCCCGGAGAACUUCUGGCCGCCGUCCCCGCGCUGCCCGGGGUGCGUAGGACUGCCGGAGGACGUCGCCAUCACGGCCCGCGCGCUGCGGAGGCGGUUCGCGGUGCUGGCCGUGGCGAGCGCUGGGGAGUGCUGGUCGCUGGGGUGGGAGGUCAACGCCGCCAAGCGCACGAUCCGGUCCUGGGCCGCCAAGAACGGCCUCGAAGGACAUCCGGUGGUUGCUCUCGGCGCUUCCUCAGGCGGGUACUUCGUCUCCAAACUCGCGGCCAAGAUGAGCCUUGCCGCCGUCGUGAUUAUGAUCGCCGAGGGCGCGUUCGGCGGGUCAGCUGGCGCGCCGCCGAUGAUCUAUCCGCCAGCGAUGUUCAUCCACAUGCCGAAGGACCGGCGGAGGGCGGCGCUGGUGGAGAGGAACUCGAAGAUGCUGAUGAAGAAUGGCGUUGAGGUGAGAGAGCUCCGGAGCCUUGAGGUCCCUUUGACGCCGACGCUGCUGUCGGACAGGAUAUCUGGGCUGGACCGCAGACUGUCAGAAAGGAUCUGGACGGCGUUCAAGGAGGAAGGAUUCGUUGAUGAGAAAGGGUACAUGAAGGAGGAUGGCCGGGCAACGCCAUGGAAGGAUGCAUUGGUGAAGAGUGGAUUAGGGGAGGAGGUAUCUCCGUGGGUUGACCACAUCCAGGAGGAGCUGAACCUUGCUUAUGGGUACCAUGAAAUGACGAGCUUGCACGCUGACGAGAUGUUCAAUUGGAUUGAGGGGCACUUGAGCUGAGGAGGUCAUGGUUGAUUGCUAGUUCAGCAUUGUCCGGCUUAGUAUGAAAAUUAAACUGGUUGGAGGAUUGGAGACAAGCUCCGCUGCAGCUCAUGGAGUUCUUGUGUCAUGAAUCAGUGAACACAGAAGAGGCGCAUAAGCCAUUCGUUCUAAUGACCUGACUUGAUGAUGUGAAAUGUGUGGAUUGCGUUCAGUUAGCUCGUGCUAUGGAGGGGAAGACGUUGGUCAAAUACCGUGCGAAGCAAUUUUUGCAUUCUGUUGGUGAGAGGUUCUGAUUCCCCAUUUUCAAAUUUGCGGGGAUUCAGUCAUGCCUAGCUGAAACAGUUGACUAUAUUUAAGCCCCUGGUUCUGUACUGAUAUCAAUAUUAUGUUCAUGUUCAUGUAGCAAAAAAAUGUAUGCAUUCUCCACAGGUUCCCAACAUGUUUACUUUAAUCC